Pieris brassicae (large cabbage white) is the source of this 897-nucleotide messenger RNA. RefSeq names its product hairy/enhancer-of-split related with YRPW motif protein (gene Hey). Gene Ontology annotation, cellular component: nucleus. The transcript has 3 exons. Gene Ontology annotation, molecular function: protein dimerization activity; RNA polymerase II cis-regulatory region sequence-specific DNA binding; DNA-binding transcription factor activity, RNA polymerase II-specific. The coding region runs from base 1 to 897 and encodes 298 amino acids. The record is from RefSeq and is a predicted model, not a curated record. NCBI's taxonomy places the organism in Eukaryota, Metazoa, Arthropoda, Insecta, Lepidoptera, Pieridae. Gene Ontology annotation, biological process: regulation of transcription by RNA polymerase II; anterior/posterior pattern specification; regulation of neurogenesis.
AUGGAGUACCAUAGACAUAUGGAAGCUUCUCAUCAGCAAAAUCAGCCGAGCCAGUGGAAUUAUGGCUGGGGGCCACCAGCGCCUGCGCCUCCAGCACCUACCUUAGCUCCUGCGCCGGCUCAAAGGAACAAAAGGACACACUCUGAAAGCGAAGAUGAUGCUUUUUCAGAGGAAAGCAGCAAGGACGCUACAUCCACAGGGGGUGAUUCCUGUCAGUUGAUGACACGGAAACGCAGACGAGGUGUUAUAGAAAAGAAGAGAAGAGACAGAAUAAACACUUCAUUGACAGAACUAAAGAGACUUGUGCCGGCUGCAUGUGAGAAACAGGGCUCUGCUAAACUUGAAAAGGCUGAAAUCCUACAACUGACUGUCGACCACCUGAAGAUGCUUCACGCGAAAGGUCUCGAUACUCUCGCCUAUGAUCCUCAGAGGUACGCCAUGGAUUACCACAGUAUUGGAUUCAGAGAAUGUGCAGCCGAAGUAGCUAGGUAUCUGGUUAGUUGUGAGGGCCUGGACAUCCAGGAUCCAUUACGCCUUCGACUCAUGAGCCACCUACAAUGCUUUGCUGCUCAGAGAGAGUUAGCAGCCAAGUCUGCCAAUUGGGGUUACCCACAAUACCCCCCGGUACAACAUAGCGGGUUCGGCCAGGAGCCUUCAACAUCCACAGCGUCCAUCGCUCCCACAGCAGUAGCGGCUCCUUUAUCAGCGGCUCCAUCCUACCCUCAUUAUCCUCCUGUUCCACCAGCCCCACCGGGGCCACCAGCGCCUCCGGGUCCCCACCCGGCUCCAACAGCACCGCAUUACCCCGCUCCGUACCCUCAUCAUCCGCCACAUCACCAAUAUUCACAGAACAGCUCAAAGCCGUAUAGGCCGUGGGGGGCCGAAUUAGCAUAUUAG